AUGAAAAACCAGCGCGACAAACUCCAACAAUACCGCAAACGCAUCACAAUCCUAACAGACCGCGAAACCGCCAUCGCAAAAGAAUGUCUCGCACUCAACGACCGCAAAAGAGCCCUCCUCGCUCUACGCCGCAAAAAGUACCAAGAAUCACUCCUUGACAAGACAGACGCCCAACUAGCGCAGCUGGAGCAAUUAACCGGACAAGUGGAGUUUGCGCUCGUGCAGAAGGAUGUCUUGUUUGGGUUGCAGCAGGGUACGCAGGUUUUGAAUACUAUUCAUAAGGAGAUGGGGGGUAUUGAGGGCGUUGAGAGGUUGAUGGGGGAGUCGGAGGAGGCGAGGGCUUAUCAGGAGGAGGUGAGCCAGAUGUUGCAGGGUAAUCUGUCUACCCAGGAUGAAGAAGACGUCGAGGAUGAAUUGGAGGCGCUUCGGCAGGAAAUUGCUGAGCCAGUGCAUCUACCUGCUCCUCCUACGAAAGAACCGCCGAAGCGGGAACCUGUGCUCGAGCAGCAGCAAGAGCCGGAGGUGCAGACUCGCACUGCGCUUCCUGCGUGA
Penicillium cosmopolitanum is the source of this 552-nucleotide messenger RNA. Its product is annotated as ESCRT-III subunit protein VPS20. Lineage: Eukaryota; Fungi; Ascomycota; Eurotiomycetes; Eurotiales; Aspergillaceae. The coding region runs from base 1 to 552 and encodes 183 amino acids. The record is from RefSeq and is a predicted model, not a curated record. Gene Ontology annotation, cellular component: multivesicular body; ESCRT III complex. The transcript has 2 exons. Gene Ontology annotation, biological process: vesicle budding from membrane; late endosome to vacuole transport via multivesicular body sorting pathway.